Messenger RNA from Stegastes partitus (bicolor damselfish), 2961 nucleotides. It is a transcript of the gene pdcd4a, whose product is annotated as programmed cell death 4a. NCBI's taxonomy places the organism in Eukaryota, Metazoa, Chordata, Actinopteri, Pomacentridae. The transcript has 11 exons. The record is from RefSeq and is a predicted model, not a curated record. Gene Ontology annotation, cellular component: cytosol; nucleus. Gene Ontology annotation, biological process: negative regulation of DNA-templated transcription. The coding region runs from base 398 to 1804 and encodes 468 amino acids.
UAUCUUGCAAGGCUGUCUGCUGAAAUGCUCUCCGACUAGUUAACUCGCCCCCACCUGCACAGUCGUCUUUUUGGAACUCCUCUGAGGAGAAACUCACCGCGACUUGCUGCUUUUUUUCACUCUGUCGCCUUUUCUGCUCUCUUUGUAAUUCAGUUUCAUCGUUUUUUUGUUUUUUUUUUGUUCCUUUCAGCUGAGAGAUCGUGCAGGAAAAAAACAGAGGGACUCGAGUGUUUCUCUUCUCUCGUUUGGUGCCAUUUGUGCAAAAGACUUUGCUGCAUUCAACGAGGUUACCGUGCACACAUUUGAUUUGCAGUUUUUUUUGGAGGGGGGGAAAUCUGUUGCAGCUCGACAGGAGGAGAGGGCACCGUGAGGGCUUUUAACCGAAAGAGAGAGAGCCAUGGCGACCGAAGUGGAGACGUGGUCCACCGCAGCUCCAGCCGACGGGAUGUUUUCUUUUGACGCCAACUUGGCAGAGGCUACCCGGCCCUACAGUGACGACGAAGACGCGCUGAACGACCCCGAGGUGAACGGAAACUGGACGCCCCAGGAGAAGGCCCUCCACGAGGCCCGCCUCAAAGCCAAAGCCAAGCGUCGCCUGCGCAAGUCCUCGUCCCGCAACUCCACCAGCGACUCCAUUUCCGAGUCGGGAGAUGUGGCAGGCGGCGACCCGCACAGUCCGAAAGGCAAAGUCAACACCAAUGACCGCAAAUCCAGGACAGGCAAAGGAAGAGGACUGCCCAAAAAAGGUGGGGCAGGUGGUAAAGGCGUUUGGGGAGCUGCAGGGAUGGUUUAUGAAGAUGAGGAACCUGACGCUCGGGACCCCAACUAUGAUGAAGCUGCCCAGGGGGACACGGUUUAUGCAACAGUUGUACCAGAAGUAGACGAGAAAGAGCUAGAAAAAAUGGUCAACCCUAUUGUACAGGAGUACUUCGAACAUGGAGACACAAAAGAGGUCGAGAUGUUGCUGAAGGGCUUAAACUUGGGUCCACAUAGGUACGAGUUCUCCUCUUUAGCCGUGUCCUUGUCCCUCGAAGGCAAGGCCAGCCACAGAGAGCUCACCUCUCGACUGCUGUCUGACCUGUCGGGGAAGCUGCUGUCACAAAGCGACAUGGCCCGCGCUUUCGACAAGAUGCUCAAAGAGCUUCCAGACCUCAUACUGGACACACCGGAGGCUCCACAGAUGUUAGGUCAGUUUAUAGCAAGAGCCAUAGCGGACCACGUCCUCCCCAUGUCUUUCCUGGACUGUUACAAGGGCAAAGUGGACUGUGACCAUGCCAGAGUGGCUUUAGACCGUGCUGCAGUGCUGCUGACCAUGAAGAGGGAGAUGGUCCGUCUAGACAAUGUGUGGGGUGUCGGUGGAGGUCUGAGACCCGUUAAACAUCUUAUCAAAGAGAUGAACCUUCUGCUCAAAGAGUACCUGAUAUCAGGAGACGUGUCGGAGGCGGAGCGCUGUCUGCGGGACCUGGAAGUCCCUCACUUCCACCACGAGCUGGUCUACGAGGCUGUAGUGAUGGUGCUGGAGUCGAAAGGGGACACCGCCAGUCAUAUGAUGAUAAAGCUUCUGCAGUCCUUCUGGAAAACAGGCCUCAUCACUGUGGAUCAGAUGAACAGGGGUUUUCAACGAGUCUACGAUGAACUCCCUGAAAUCAGCCUUGAUGUGCCACAUGCCCACUCCAUCAUGGAGACCUUUGUGGAUCUCUGCUACCAGGAGUCUGUCAUCACCAAACAGCUUAGGGAUGCCUGUCCAUCCAGAGGGCGGAAGCGUUUUGUAAGUGAAGGAGAUGGAGGGAUGAUCAAGAACUAAUCCACAAGAAGAAGAGCAGCAAGAGGAGGAGGAUACAGGGGUGUUUACUGGUUCUUACACCCUGUUUUCUGCUUCAGCGUGUUUCCCUUAAACUGGGCAUGCCUGCAGUCUACCGUUUCCUUGUUCCUCCCCUGAUCAUGUUGUCAUUACACAAACCAGCGUUGACGUUCGGUGAAAGUAAGCUGAACAGUGGCUCGGGCGUUCAGUUCCCUUCAUCUUGUUAAUCACUGUUUUUGACAAUUGUUUUUUUUUUUUUUUUUUUGGAAGAAUUUUCUGUAUUUCUGGGGUUGGUGCGACCCCUUCCUUUGCCUCAGUCUUUGUACCUGUUUGUCAAGAAUAACUCAAGUCAGAGCUGCAGAAAAACCGGACAGGCAGAAUUUUGUGGGAGAUGAUUUUGUUUUUUUUCUUUUCUUUUUUUUUUUUUUUUUGCUUUGUUUGACCUGUUGCCAUUUCUUUUCUUCUUUUUUUUUCAUGUAUUGUGCUAUAAAUGGAAGAAAGCACUUAAGGACAGACAGAGCAUACUGUACAGUCAGUGAGCACUUAGUAAUUUAGCUCAGCCACAAGGAUCUAAACCUUUUUAUCUUCUGCCACAAAUUAUUUGAAAUUAUUUCAAGGACAUCAUGCUUUGUACCUUCUGGUUCAAGUGGUUCUAUUGAUACUUUAUGAACAGUGCUUUUUGUUAUUUUUAUUUUUUUUUCUUUGAAUCUUGGUCUCCGAGGCCAGAUGUUUACUUUGUAAAGCAGCAGUCAAAGCAAGAGGUGUUUGGGCACGGUUUGGGUGUUUAUUUGAAACGUGCAUUGGGGCAAAUGUACUUUGGAAACAAUUUCUAAAAAAUAAUAAAUUGGGGUUCAUGUGUAUGCAAAAAAAAAAAAUAAAAAAUUAAAGUAAUAUUUUGAACACUGACUUUUCUCGCUGUUAACUCAUGUAUCUACAGCCUCAUGGCCAGCAAAUGAUUCUGGACGGGUAACCUUCAAACGCAAAACGAACCGUGCUGGAGAGAGCGUCUGAAAAUCUUUAACCUUGGAAUCUGACAAGGCCAAGUCAAGUUUUUCUUGGAAGAAAGUUUGUCACUGAGACUUUUCUGCCCUUGUCUAACAGUUUUACAUGUUGACCAAAGUUAAAAUGUUUCAUUCAUUAAAAAAAGGCAACAAAAUAAA